Messenger RNA from Eublepharis macularius, 978 nucleotides. Its product is annotated as olfactory receptor 6B1-like. Gene Ontology annotation, molecular function: olfactory receptor activity; G protein-coupled receptor activity. Lineage: Eukaryota; Metazoa; Chordata; Lepidosauria; Squamata; Eublepharidae. Gene Ontology annotation, cellular component: membrane. The transcript has 2 exons. The coding region runs from base 1 to 978 and encodes 325 amino acids. Gene Ontology annotation, biological process: G protein-coupled receptor signaling pathway. The record is from RefSeq and is a predicted model, not a curated record.
AUGCCAAACAUUUUUAAUGAUAUUCAUCAGCAAACAGAAACAGGGGGAAAUCAGUCAAGCACUACAGCAUUCAUCCUUCUAGGAUUCGGGAAUCUUCUUAAACUGCGAAUUCUCCUCUUUAUAUUAUUUUUAGUCAUCUACAUUUUGGCUCUUAUGGGGAACCUCUUAAUUAUUUUCCUAGUUACAGUAGACCAGCACCUUCACACUCCCAUGUAUUUCUUCCUGAUGAACUUGUCUAGCUUGGAGACUUGUUACAUUUCAACCAUUCUGCCUAGGAUGCUGAGCAGUUUCCUAACUGGUGACAGAUCCAUAUCUGUUGGGGGCUGUAUCACGCAAUAUUAUUUCUUUGGUUUCUUUGCAGCCACUGAAUGUUACCUUCUGGCCAUGAUGUCUUAUGAUCGUUACCUGGCAAUCUGCAAACCUCUACACUACACCUCUCUUAUGACCGGGAAGCUCUGCUUGCAAUUAGCAUCUACUUCUUGGACAAGCGGACUACUGACCAACACCAUUAUAACCUUUUUUAUGUUACAAUUAACAUUUUGUGGACCCAAUGAAAUUAACCACUUCUUUUGUGACAUAUACCCUGUCUCAAACCUCUCUUGCAGCAAUCCUUACUUUGUGAAACUUGCAACCUUCGUUCUUGGCCUAAUGGGAACUGUCCCCCCUUUUGUGCUAACUUUGGCUUCCUAUGUCUGCAUUAUCCUCACCAUCUUGAAAAUCCAAUCCAAAAGUGCACAACAGAAGGCCUUCUCCACCUGCUCUUCCCACCUCAUUGUUGUGACCCUGUUCUAUGGAUCAAUCUUUCUUGUCUAUAUUGUUCCUGAAACAGUGUCCCUGAAAGACCUACACAAAAUUUUCUCUCUGUUCUACACAGUUCUGACUCCUAUGCUCAACCCCUUGAUAUACAGCUUGAGAAACCGAGAAGUGAAGGAAGCUCUUUGUAGGUCUAUCAGGAAAUUUAGCAACAGAGUUUCUUAA